Corylus avellana is the source of this 1038-nucleotide messenger RNA. Lineage: Eukaryota; Viridiplantae; Streptophyta; Magnoliopsida; Fagales; Betulaceae. The record is from RefSeq and is a predicted model, not a curated record.
AUGGCUUCAAUCUUUGAGACAAGAAAGAAAACUUCUAUGGCUGCCAUAUUGCUACUUCUAGGGCUGUUAUUUGUUAUUUGGGUUUACUUUGAUGCAGCUGCACGAUCGGUUGGCGUAUGUUAUGGACAGAUUGCCAAUGAUUUGCCACCUCGAGCUGAAGUUAUAGAUCUGUAUAAAGCAAAUGGUAUCGAGAGGAUGAGAAUUUAUAAUCCAAAUUCAGAAACCCUUGAGGCCCUCAGAGGAUCCAACAUAGAACUUAUUAUUGGCGUUUAUAAUGAUGACGCUCAAAACCUUGCCAACAACGCUGCCGCUGCAAAUGAUUGGGUCCAGACAAACAUAAAGGCCUAUUUGCCUGAUGUCAAAUUUCGAUACAUUACUGUUGGGAAUGAAAUAAAGCCUAAUGAUCCAAUGGCCCCAUAUGUUCUACCAGCCAUGCAGAACAUUCGCGCUUCUAUUGCUUCUGAAGAAAUUAAGGUUUCAACGGUAAUAGAGAUGUCUUUGUUGGGAAGUUCAUUCCCUCCAUCAAAUGGCUCGUUUAGUGACGUUGCUACUUCAUACAUCAAUCCAAUCGUUGCCUUCUUAGCCACAACUGGAGCACCACUUUUUGCCAAUGUGUACCCAUAUUUUAGCUACAUAAGUAACACAAAAGACAUCAACCUUACCUAUGCCUUAUUCACUUCCCCAGGGGUUGUGGUACGAGAUGGCAAUUUAGAAUACAAGAAUCUCUUUGCUGCAAGCGUUGAUGCCCUCUACUUCGCUCUUGAGAAGGUCGGCGGUGCCGACGUGAGUGUCAUUGUAUCGGAGAGCGGCUGGCCGUCUGCAGGCGGUGUAGCAGCUACAGUUGAGAAUGCGAGGACUUACUAUAGCAAUUUGAUAAGCAACUCCAAGAAUGGAACUCCCAAGAGGCCUGAAUAUUUAGAAACUUAUUUGUUUGCCAUGUUUGAUGAAAACCAAAAGGGCCCUGAAGAAACUGAAAGAAACUUUGGUCUCUUCUUUCCAAACAAGCAACCCAAGUACCAGUUGACCAGUUUCGCUUAG